Galdieria sulphuraria is the source of this 934-nucleotide messenger RNA. RefSeq names its product cytochrome c biogenesis protein, putative, Ccb2. Gene Ontology annotation, biological process: cytochrome b6f complex assembly. Gene Ontology annotation, cellular component: chloroplast. Bases 55 to 912 code for a protein of 285 amino acids. NCBI's taxonomy places the organism in Eukaryota, Rhodophyta, Bangiophyceae, Galdieriales, Galdieriaceae. The record is from RefSeq and is a predicted model, not a curated record. The transcript is spliced from 2 exons.
AGCUCCCAAUGAUCUUUCAUUCUCAAUGAGUGAUUGACAAGCACUCCUUAAGACAUGGAAUCCGGAUUCGUUCAUAAUCCUUUCUUUAGAAAACUUUCGUUAUUUGUAUGUUCCAGAUCUACAGAAACGUGUAAGACAGUUUCUCGACCCAACUUUGGGACCUCGCUGCACUUGAGGAGUCCUUGUUUUUUCAAUCAGGAAUCGAAAAGUAGUUGCGGGAACAAUAAAGGAUUUCUUUGUCUUGGAGGAGAAAGAAACAAUCAACAACUUGCUGAUGGAGAUGGGGUUACCGUAGGAAUAGCAACUUGUAUUUUAUUUUCCAUUGUUGUGAAUCGAUUAUUUACCUCCGAGUUGACUAUAUCUCAAGAAAGAGCAGACUUAUUAGGAGUUAUUUUUUCCGUUUUAUCGUUGGUUCAUGUCUUAUGGAGACAAGACUUUAAAACGAAGGAGGGAGAAGUUGAAACACUUGUAGGAAAAGACUACCGAGAAAUAAAUGUUUUUUUGAAUCAUCAAAGCUUGUUGAAGUUGGAGCACUUGUGUCGUUGGAUUCAAGAAGUCACUUGUGCUAAAAGUAUUGUGAUUCAAAAUGAUGACUUAACUUUAGUUCGACUGGGUCCCGGUCAAGAAGGACAAACGGUCGCUUUGGGGGAACUGGCGAAACAGUGCUUAACAUCAGGAGAAGCAUCUUUUUUAGCAGACUUGAAUAUUGUAGCAGGAAGAAAUGAAUUCAACUAUAUGCCUAGCAAUUGUAAAUCAAUCUACAUGGAACCCUUGACAGAAAAUAUUUUGCUUAUUCUGGGAUGUGGAAAGGUGCGACCUUUCACAGAAGUGGAUUUGAUAUGGAUACGCUCCAUCAAAGUUCAACUCGUCGAUCUUUUUUCAAAUAUUGAAGUAAGUAUAUGUUUUCAUUGAUCCACUCGAGGAAAAAGUCUAA